AUGCCAUCUCAACCCGUAAAAGAUAUAAACCUCCCCAAAUUCGACGAACUUCCUCUCGACCUCAGUCACCCACCUCAUUCAGCAUGGUACCUCUGGGGCAAAAAUGAUCAACUAGGCUGUCUGAAUCUAUUGACGCCAGAACGAGUAGUACAAGCCGCUACGAACGAGAUCAAAACCGGCAUCUCAGUCGGAUUGAACUGGGGCAUGGACCAGAUGAGAGUUCCGCCUUUCUAUAGGACGAAACUUGAACACGAGAUCUUCGGUAUUGGGGAAUUUAUCAAUGAUGAUAAACUCGAGUUCAACACGCAGAAUAGUAGCCAAUGGGACAGUUUUCGACACUGGUCUUUUCCUGACGGACGGUUUUACAAUGGAGUGACACAAGAUGAAGUUCGGGACGGUAUUUCUCUGAGAAAUGGGAUUCAUGAAUGGGCCAAGCGAGGCAUUGUUGGUCGAGGCGUCCUGAUCGAUUUUUACUCGUAUAUGCUAGAACGACACGGCAAAGACUGGGAUCCGUGGAUGUAUCAUAAAGUCCCCGUGUCAGUGAUUGAGGCCAUUGCCAAAGACAAAGAGAUUAUUUUUCAGACGGGCGAUAUUUUAUUUAUACGGACAGGCUUCGUGAAACGCUACCAAACCAUGCCACUCGACGAACUGACCGAGAAAAUGGACCAGCCCGAAUACCACUACCCGGGCCUUGAAGGAUCCAAAGAGUCCCUACGCUGGCUCUGGGAUUCGCACUUCGCAGCCGUGGCCGCAGAUAGCCCUGGCUUCGAGGCCUGGAGCGCCGGACUAAACGAUUCCGACGAACAGUUUCGAAUGCAUGAGAUCGUCCUCAGCGGAUUCGGCCUGCCAAUCGGCGAACUAUUUGAUCUUGAGGCUCUGGCGACAGAGUGUGAGAGACAGCACAGAUGGAGCUUCUUCGUCACCAGUAUGCCGUUGAACGUUCCUGGAGGGGUGGGUAGUCCACCAAAUGCGGUGGCCAUAUUUUAA
Rhinocladiella mackenziei CBS 650.93 is the source of this 987-nucleotide messenger RNA. RefSeq lists its product as uncharacterized. NCBI's taxonomy places the organism in Eukaryota, Fungi, Ascomycota, Eurotiomycetes, Chaetothyriales, Herpotrichiellaceae. Gene Ontology annotation, biological process: regulation of apoptotic process. The transcript has 4 exons. Gene Ontology annotation, molecular function: arylformamidase activity. Bases 1 to 987 code for a protein of 328 amino acids. The record is from RefSeq and is a predicted model, not a curated record.